UCCCCCUCCUCCUCCUCCUGCUGCUGUGGUCCACAGCUCCUCCUGCAGGAGGAAGAGUUGUUCACACCCCAAUACCGACAUGGCUGCUGCGGUCAGGAUGAGGACGUGGAGCUGUCCCACCACAGCAGCUUUAUACCUAUGGAGCUUCCUCUUUCUACUUCUACUCAGCACCAUAACCUCGGUCUGUGCAGCGCCGGAGACCGGCCUCUGGGAGAUCACAGUAGUCAAUACUUCAAGACCACUGCUGUUAAAGAAAUCCAUGUAUAAAGACACCAACAUUGAAAUGAAAGUUGUGCAUUUUGGCUGUCCUGAGGCGGUGAACUUCACUAUUCGCUGGUAUUUAAAAUACUACCCCUGUCACAAUGAAUUCAACAAUAUUGAAGAAAUGUAUGGGAGAACACCGCUGAGUCGUGGAGAGGGCCUGGACCCAAAUCCCCUCGGACAAGGAGAGUACAUCGAACACAAACACGCUCCCAUACCAUGUAUCAGUGGACGCAAACCCUUUCCAAUGUUCCAAAAAGCCAAGGCAGAGCCCCAUCCAGUCAAACCACCUGUUGAGGGUGCAGUGUCUGAUAAAAAGGAAACCAGAUGGAUUACUGAGGAGUACAACAGUAGCAGCACCGCGAACAGCAGCAGUGUAAAUAUCCAUGACAACGUGAUAGCCACCACGUGGAAGGACGGGCCUUACCUGCUGGUUGUUAAGAUUGUGGCCAGUAAACCGGAAGCCAACUGGAAUUUAACAGUUAAUGUGAUGAUGAAAGGCAGCCAUGGCUACAUUUCUAUCACAGAAUGGCCUCUCAUGAUUUUCUACAUGGUGAUGUGCAUAGUGUACAUCCUGUACGCCCUGCUGUGGUUUAUCUGGGCAGCGUGCUACUGGAAGGAUCUGCUGAGGAUCCAGUUCUGGAUAGCGGGGGUCAUAUUUCUCGGGAUGGUGGAGAAGGCCGUCUUCUGUGCCGAAUAUGAAAACACCAAUACUAACGGCUCUGCUUCUCCAGGCUUGUUGAUCUUUGCCGAGCUGGUCUCUGCCCUCAAAAGGACUUUGGCUCGAUUGCUCGUCAUCAUCGUCAGCCUUGGCUAUGGCAUUGUAAAGCCUCGACUGGGGCAAGUGAUGCACAGAGUUGUGGGGCUCGGCAUCCUCUACUUUUCCUUUGCGAGCAUUGAAGGUGUCCUGAGGAUUACUGGGGCAAAAGACUCUGACUUGGCCCUGCUGGCCAACAUUCCCCUGGCUCUGCUAGACUCCUCUCUAUGCUGGUGGAUCUUUGUCAGCCUGGCACAAACCAUCAAGACUCUGAAGCUGAGGAGAAACCCCGUCAAGUUGUCUCUCUACAGGCACUUUACAAACACGCUCAUAUUUGCCGUCAUUGCUUCCAUCAUUUUCAUGGGUUGGAUAGCAAAGAAAUUCCGGCUAGCAGAUUGCCAGUCUGAUUGGAUUGAGCUGUGGGUGGAAGAUGCUUUCUGGAGGUUCUUGUUUUCCGUCAUUCUGUUCGUCAUCAUGUUUUUAUGGAGACCUUCUGCAAACAACCAAAGGUAUGCUUUCACACCUCUCAUGGAUGACUCUGACGAUGAGGAGAUUGAGGAGUUCCUUGCCUCUACACACCUUGCUGAUGGCAUAAAGUUGAGAGCAACGAAAAGUGAGACGAAUGGCACCAUGAAGCCUGCAGAAACCAACCCGGCGGAGGAAGACUUGAAGUGGGUGGAGGAUAACAUUCCUAGCUCUCUUACUGAUGUUGCGCUACCAAUCCUGCUCGACUCAGAUGAGGAAAUCAUGACGACCAGAUAUGAGAUGUCAAAGCUGGAGUGAGGCAAAACCUUUCCAGCGAUGGAGGGAGAACAUAGCAGCUAUCCCUGACUCUGCGUCUGCAGCAGGGUCUUCUCCAGGAAGGAUUUCCAGUAGGGGUGGUGGUGGAGAAGUGCCAUUUAGUUUGUCAGGGCACCUUCCCGUACGGCUUCUACUUCGCAGGGUGUUGCAGGUCACAGUUUAAUGGGGAGCUCUGCUCAUUUCCUCACGUCUUAAGAGCAAAGGACUCUAUCGGAGGUAAACUGUCUUUUCACUGACCAACUGGUUCACUAUUUCAUUGAUUAUGAUCAGUUUUUGAGCCUUUCUUUCCAAAGAGAAUGUUUCAUUUUAUAUUAAGUGCUGUAUUUAUUUCUGUUUAUGUUCAUGUGAAUUUAUUUUAUCAGAGAAUUAAGAACAGUGGGCCUCAUGCAUGAACAUACUCUCAAAUGAAGUGUCUUUUUUUGCGGGCAUCUAGAUGUUAUUGGUUGGUUGUAAUAAAAUAAGAUGCUUAUUUAUGAUGGGGAAAAUGAUCAGUAAUUAACACCAAGAAUGAUUUAUCUAAGUUAUUUUUUACAGCCAGGGGAGAGACAGAAAAAUUUUACUUCCAUGUGUUUAUUAAUUCCAACAGAUUCUUUUCUUUAUAUAUAAAUGUAUGAUUGUCCAUUUCGGUUAACAGUAUGUAUUUUUCAUGUGACUGCACGUCUGAAGCACACUUCUUUUUUUUGUUUUUUUGCCAACAUUAAAAUCUGAAAAUUCAAACACACUGACUUUGAAUAGAACAUUUUGCUCUUAUGCACUUUGAAGAUUACAGCUUUGCCUACAUGUAGUUUCUUUUAUGAGGCCUAAUCUGUUCAGGUUAUUGAAAUCAAUAUGUAGGAAAGUGUCGCUCAUGUCUCCGGCAUCCUCAGUAUUGGUGUGUGAAUGAGAGUGAGGGGGAUGAAGAAGCACAAACGAUUUGAAUUUAAAUGUAAAUGGGUUAGAACUGGGGGGUUUGCAGUCAUGUUUUGAAUCUGCUGUAUGUGUAUGUGUGUGUGGGGGGGUGGGCAGGUUUUUGUGUGUUCUGAAAUAAGGAGCAAUAUACUGUAUGUCAAUAUGGAGUUAAAUAAUGUCAUUAUUUAUUUGUGUUUCAAAGUGUACUUAUAAGUUGUUAAAAGUGUGUCCGCCCAUGUUUACUCUCAAGUGUGUUUACAAUGCGUGCUUCCAUUUAUUUAAUGCACAGCUCGUUUCUUAUUGCUUUGCAUUGUUUUACUUUCUUUGCUGAUAAAAAGUCAUUGUGAUGGUUUCACAGACAUCUUAAUAAUAUUCAUGUUCUGUUAAAUAAGUCUUUUUUUUUCUUCUGAAAA
Messenger RNA from Sebastes umbrosus (honeycomb rockfish), 3120 nucleotides. It is a transcript of the gene tmem87b, whose product is annotated as transmembrane protein 87B. Gene Ontology annotation, biological process: retrograde transport, endosome to Golgi. Bases 80 to 1801 code for a protein of 573 amino acids. The transcript is spliced from 19 exons. Lineage: Eukaryota; Metazoa; Chordata; Actinopteri; Perciformes; Sebastidae. The record is from RefSeq and is a predicted model, not a curated record. Gene Ontology annotation, cellular component: membrane; Golgi apparatus.